UCAGGACCCUCCCCGCCGCGCUGCCGUCACUUCCUGCAGCUGGCCCCGGCAGCGCUGCCGGUCCCGGCUCUUUCUGCGGCCUCGGGCGCUGAGUGCAGCCGUACGGGGCUGUGGUGCCGCUGGGGGCUGGGGCAGUCGCCCUUAGCCCCCGCCCGGUGGUAGAUCUGAAGACGACUCCUCAUCCUUCAGAAGUUGCAUGCCCACAGUCUUCCUGGCCAAUGAUUCUUCUACAGCAAGCAGGACUUCUUCCUCAUUCUGAGAAGCCUUCAUCUCUUCCUAUGUCAGUGGCUACAAGGCCAAAAGCCACCUCACCAUUGUCCCCACCAAAAUCUCUUGGACUGGGGCCUUCCUUUCAUCACACACAAGAAGAAGAGCUUGCAAAGGUGGUGGAGCAGGACCCUGUACUGGAGGAACUAUGUAAGCCUCUGUGCUGUAAGCUUUGCAAUGUCACUCUGAAUUCAGCACAACAAGCCCAGGCUCAUUACCAGGGUAAAAACCACAGUAAAAAACUCCGAAAUUACUAUGCUGCCAAUAGCUGUCCAGCAUCUGCCAGAAUGAGUAAUUUGGUUGAGCCUGCCCCACCUCAGAUUGUCUCUCUUCCAACUCAGAUGGGAUCCAGUAAACCAGGUGGUCGAGUGAUCUUGGCCACAGAGAAUGAUUACUGCAAGCUUUGUGAUGCCUCAUUUAGUUCUCCAGCUGUGGCACAGGCUCACUACCAAGGGAAAAAUCAUGCCAAGCGGCUGCGUCUUGCAGAAGCACAGAGUAACUCAUUCUCGGAUGCAUCAGAACUAGGCAAACGAAGGGCAAGGAAAGAAGGGAAUGAAUAUAAAAUGAUGCAGAACAGAAGAAAUAUGUAUAUGGUUCAAAACAACACAGGUCCCUACUUCAAUCCCCGCUCACGCCAGAGGAUUCCUCGGGAUCUGGCCAUGUGUGUCACCCCCAGUGGCCAGUUCUACUGCUCCAUGUGCAACGCCGGGGCCAGUGAAGAGAUGGAGUUCAGACAGCACUUAGAAAGCAAACAGCAUAAAAGCAAGGUGUCUGAACAGCGGUAUAGGAAUGAGAUGGAGAACCUAGGCUAUGUACAAUGAUGCGCCACCCUUGGUAGUAAUUUGCAAAUAGAGCAGCUUGUCUCUUGCCUGCUGUUUGCCACAUGCCCUGCUUUGUGCUCCCUUUGAUAGGAGUAUGCUCUCGAGCUGUACAUGUAACACCUGCAAACUUAAUGGUAUGGUUAGAUUUUUUUUCUGUCAUAGUUGGCAGGAUGACACUGUGCAGGACAUGAGUGUUUUUGAUGUUUGUUUGCUAAUUAUCUAAGGCUCUUCGUUGUAUUGAGUGGCAGGGAGGACUUUGUCUGCUCCUCAGCGUUCUGCAUGAAUAUGCAAAGCCCAGAAGUGCUGGGAACCUCUGUGGUUCUACCACACAGGUGGACCAUGUGCAAAGCCUACUCCCCCUGUUUGCAUACCAGAGAGCAGUGCUCCAGAAUGCCUCCCUAAAGCAGACUGAAUCUCUGGGCAGCUUAUAAAAGAGAGGCAGGAAUGGGGCCUGUGAGUGAAUGAAUUAGGUGGUGUACUUGCCCACAAAUUGCUGCUUGUGGCUCCCAUUAGCAGCCCAGAGUAUAUUCUUUCCACAUUGCUGUAGAAAAGCUGUGUAAGACAUUGGAGAGUCUUGUGUCUUACCGCUUCCUUUGCGAUGCAGAUUUCAUUUGAACAUCUGACAUUGGAUAUCAGCUGAUACAGCCCGAUUCAGAAAUACUCUAUUCUACCAGUUAACAGUGAAAAAAGAUUCUCAAUGUUGUUGACUGGUCACCUUAAUACAUCAUGGCUGUACCUCAUCUCCCUGAAGAGAGUAUGUGGGGAUCUCAGUGGCUCAAUGAAGUGAAUUGGAAAGCAAACCUGCUCAGGUUAUACGUGCUCUGCUCUGAUUCUGCCUUAGACUGAGUAGGGUUGAGAAUCGGUUGAAAGGAGCUGUCAGCUGUAAUUUUUUUUGCAAGUGUUGGUCUCUGGCCCACAGCUCUAUUACUCUGGGGAGCAGGGCUGCAUGGACCCUGGGGAGCAGGUACUGGUGUGUCUCACUUUCAUGUCAUUCCCUGGACAAAGCCCAAUAGGUGUUAUAGAGGAGAGCUGAAAUACUCCUUUGCACUAGAGCUACCAAUAUUGGAUGAUUUUUUUCCCCUCUAUCUUUUCCCAUCUCAGGAUGGGUUUUAAUUCCAUUCCUUGAUGUAAACUUCGCUGUUUUAGGGACCAUCAAAAAUCCAAAGUUAGGUAGAAUGUAAAUGUCAGGGGUGAUGAUUGUUUGAGUAACAGCUUUUUGGCCAUACGGAAGUAUUCAUGAAAUUUGUUAAGCACCUUUUUUAAGGACAGACAAGCCCAAAGGUGUGCCUGCUUUGAUUUUUCUUAGCGAAAGUAGAAAGGGGAUAAGGAACAGAAGUAGGGCUGACAUUUAUUUUUCUGCUUAUUUGGGUAGAUGUGAGGAGCUGUGCUUGGAAUCCAGUUCACAAUGUUUCUAAAACAUUGGCUUCAGUGGCAAGUGCAGAAUGUAGGUAACCCCUGUUGGACCUGAUUCACCACUGUGCUGCUAUAGCUGUAUGCUGGUAAAGCUUCAUUGACUUUAGUGGCAGGUGCACAGCAGGGGUAAAUGAAGCAUCAUGGCUUGUCUCUCAUUCCUCUUUAGGCAUUACAUUGAAUUAAAUGCAGCUCCAUUGGUUUCAGUAGCAUUUUACCAGGGAUAAAUUCUACCUACUUUGUAAUGGUGAAGGUAGCUCCCCAGCACCACCUUUUUUUUUUUCCUUUUUGCCAUUCUGAUCCUGCCUCUUGCAUUGAAGGAGGAUUUUCUGCUUGCCUUAAAAAAAAAAAUGAAAAAUGAAUAAACUAACCAAAAAUCCAGAUAUUUUUUUUCAUCUUCCUAGUUCACCUCAGAAAGGUUUCUUGCACUUGGCUGCUCCUCAGAGAUUGAGUAUUGUUAUCUUUAGCUACCUGAGAGCGUCAGGUACAACCUUAAUGCAGUCUUCCUAAAUGCAGUCAAAGUGAACUCUUGCAUAGUGGACAAAAGCACCCCUCUGCAUGAUUCCAUGGUGAUCGUUGCCCUGCAGAUACAGGCAUAGCAAUGGGCAUCUUCUUGACUGGGAUUCCCUCCCUCCUUUGUGCAAAGCCCAAGGGUUUGUGCACUGAAACACGUUAGAAGGUAGGAGGACAUGUGUCCAAGUUGCAAAGCACUAAUUGAGCACUUUUGACAGCCUGUAAGUCCGUUUCUUCUGUGCUUUCCUGCUCCUGGCUCAUCCUCUGUGCAGCCUUGAAGAAUAUUCCCCUUGCAAAAAUCUUUCAUCAGCUUUUUCCCUUCAUCUUCUGCAGUCAAACAAGGGCUCUGGUUUUCUCUUUGUAUUCUGCCUUUUGUUUUGGCAGUUUGACACCACUGUACAGGGACAGAGGGAAUUGGAUGAGCCUUACCAUACUGCUUCACCAGAGCAAUCCCUGCAUUACGGUUAAACAUCCCCCUUGCUGCAAGUUACAGUGUGGCGUUUCCCACAGGCUGCAGUUAGUAGCAGAACAACAAUAUUGUGAAAUACGAACUGGAGGAGCUGUAGGUACUAAUGUUGUCAAGUUUUUUGCUUGGGCUAGGAAGGCAUUUUUGCUUGCUUUCAUGUGUCCCAAAAAUCAGCUGUUCACCACUGUGCUUUGGUUGCUGCCCCUGCUCCCAGCCCAGUGAUCUGCUCCUCAUUUGGCAUUUCCAGUGACUGACAGAGGUGUCAAAACUCGGAUCGCUCCGCAUGCUGUUACCUCCUAGUAACAACUGGUGCAAACCUGCCGCAACAUGCCAGUGCUAGUGCAUUUGGGAUCGUGUGUGAAUGAGUUGUGAAGCCCUGCAGGCUCCUCUCUGCAUGGGCCACAUCUGAAUUUGAGGAAUGGCUUGAGUCUACCCUGAAGAGAGAGGUCUGUAUCUGCUUUUGUUCAAGGGAAUGCAACA
Messenger RNA from Pezoporus flaviventris, 3957 nucleotides. RefSeq names its product zinc finger matrin-type 3 (gene ZMAT3). The transcript has 6 exons. Lineage: Eukaryota; Metazoa; Chordata; Aves; Psittaciformes; Psittacidae. Bases 219 to 1088 code for a protein of 289 amino acids. Gene Ontology annotation, molecular function: zinc ion binding; nucleic acid binding. The record is from RefSeq and is a predicted model, not a curated record.